UCCUCAACACACUACAUCUUCGUGCGGCCGCACAGUACGAAGUCGAGCGACGAGGAGGAGGUCGACCGCGCGUCACGCACACUGUUCGCAGCUAAUCUUCCGCUGGACGCGGGCGAGCGCGACCUGCGCGCCCUCUUCUCGCGGUGGGGCGUCGUCGAAACCAUCGAGGAAGGUGGCGGCGGUGUUGAUGUGCUCGCCGACGCGGUGGCGGGCUUGCCAGAAUCCGACGAUGAAGAAGAGGAAGAGGAGGAGAAGGAGCCCCAGCCGGACGCGGACGGGUGGACGUUCGUCGGCGCGGCGCAGAAGGCGCGCAAGCGCCGACGUAAGCCGCAGCUGCCCGCGAGUGUGCCGACCGUCGUGCCGCUCGAAGGGGCGCCCCGCUCUCUGGGGCACAGCGGGGGGCGCGCGGCACGCAUCGUCUUCGCGGACGCUGUGUCUGUCUCGCGCGCCUUGAGCUACUCGGGCGCGCCGAUCGCACUUGCGCUCGACACGGAGCCUGCAGGCUUGAGCUUCUACGAGGCGCGGUACGAUGCUUUGCGGCCCCCGCUUGCUGCCGUGCGCGCACAUGCCGACAGUGCGAUGGCGCGGCACGACCACCUCCACUCGCUCCUGUUGGCGUCACGCGCCAAGGUGCAUGGCGCCGGUGCGCUGGUCGACGAGGAUGGGUUUACCGUCGUCGUGCGUGGUGGGCGGUACGGACGGACUGCAGGGCGUGGGGGUGCCGCCGGUGUUGCGGUGGCGAGCCGGGCGGUGGCGCAGAAGAAGCGCGGGAGCGGCGCGGGGGAGCUCAAGGACUUCUACAAGUUCCAGAGCGUGGACCGGAAGCGGAAGGAACUCGCAGAUAUGCGCGCGCGCUUCGAUGAGGACCGGCGCAAGGUCGACGAGCUCAAGCGCCAGCGGCGCUUCAAGCCGUACUAG
Molecule: messenger RNA, 918 nt
Organism: Cutaneotrichosporon oleaginosum
Lineage: Eukaryota; Fungi; Basidiomycota; Tremellomycetes; Trichosporonales; Trichosporonaceae
Biological process (GO): ribosomal small subunit assembly; rRNA processing
Cellular component (GO): CURI complex; UTP-C complex
Molecular function (GO): nucleic acid binding
Source: RefSeq, a predicted model, not a curated record